Molecule: messenger RNA, 2977 nt
Organism: Phaeodactylum tricornutum CCAP 1055/1
Lineage: Eukaryota; Bacillariophyta; Bacillariophyceae; Surirellales; Neidiaceae
Product: betaxylosyltransferase
Exons: 1
Coding region: 125-1576 (483 amino acids)
Molecular function (GO): glycosyltransferase activity
Source: RefSeq, a predicted model, not a curated record
GACAAUCUGGAACCAUGCUCAAUCUUAUUUAUCGUCAGACGAAGAGGAUUUAGGAAGAAGAUAGACCUGUCGGAUGCUGCUCAGCCGCACCCGUUCAUGAGCCCAAAUUUGAGCUCUGGCAGGAAUGGCGUUUUUGCCGAAUCGACGAAGAUAUACCGUGGCCUGCUUGUUUAUCGGUUUUGCCCUCAAUAUAUGCUUUCUCAUGUGGAUGAGUGCAACUCAAGACACCAGUGAGCACUUUGAUAUUGCGGGGGACAACCGCAUGAGUAAGAAAGGUUUUGUUCCCGACGCCGGUUUCCCCAGCCCGGGAGAACUUUCUGGAUCCACCGCAGUCAGGCUCGAUUCCAGAGAUCCCGCCAUGAAUUUCGACCAAAGCCAAGUUUUGAAUCAAUGGGACGGAGAAUGCCACAUAAAAUAUAAUGAGUUCGCUUUCCCCGACCAUGGAUGUUUGGUGAACGCUCCUUCAAUGCGAGCGCACUGUCAGCUUGAAAAUUUACUCAUUGACAAAACAAAAGUAUUCUCGGAAUCGAUUGGAGGGGAGCCGCUCCUCUCUGUACUAGGACAAAACGGAGAAGGCGAAUUUUUACGUUACGAGAAAGGCGCGCUUAAAAUACUGCGAAAGGUUGAUCAUUCACUUCAGCCAGUGCAGAAAAGCCGCUUUCACUACUUGAACGGUGUGUUCGAGGCGGUUGUGGUACAUCCGGGCGGCGAAGCGCUCUGCGAAGAAAAGUGGACUGGCACAACACUCUUUAUUACACGAUAUGAAUACGUCAACCUAUACCAUACCGUGACUGACUGGUGGAACUGUUUUUUCUCAAUCUCGGAUCACACCAGUCCCACAAAUGUGGUCUUUUUGGACGCGCAUCCCGAGGGCAGCCUCGAUCCCGUUUGGAAAGACUUGUUUCGAGGGAAGAUCGCUUUUAUGAAUCAUUUGGAAAUGUCGAUGACUUGCUUUGAACACGCAAGGUUUAUUCCCCCAGGAUACUCUGCCCCGUUAUAUCCCCUCCCGCGGCCCAGAGAAUCAAAUUGUCGAAGCCCUGUCCAAAUGAGCUCAUUCGUUGAUUAUGUCCUGAACACGUAUAAUCUAAGUCACAUACACAGGAUCCCCGGCCGUGUGGUCAUCUUGGAACGAAUACCAUACUUGGAUCACCCUCGACGAGAUCUGAACAAAGUUGAAAGGCUUCUCACAAACCUCAGGCCUCUUGCCGAAUCACUUCCCCAACGCUUGACUCCCUACUACGGCGUCAAUGUUACUGUGGAAGUUGCUGCCUUGGUCGACAAGCCCAUGAACGAACAAAUACGGACCAUUCGAGAAGCACAUGUCCUGGUUGCCAACCACGGUGCGGGCUUGACGCAUUCCAUAUUUUUGGACGAUGCUACUCACGUAGUCGAGAUGAGCUGCGACAACGAGUUUUUUACCGAGUUGAUUUCUUGGAAGCCGAAUGUGAGACAUCACUGCCAGCCAAUCCUAGCGGAAACGAUACCCGAUUUUUAUUGGGAUAGAUUCGUUGUGUCGGUGGUAGAGGCAGCGAUCAAAAGGGAGAUUGGGAGGACAAUUAAGAGUACCUUAUUCUGAGCUGUCUUUUGAUGGAACUAUCACACAGACAGCAAAAUUGGGCAAAACGACCAAAAUUAUGUGUUGUACAUAUCAAAGGAAUGAUACAAAGGGCUAUGGCACCUUGUAGACCGUCGGGUAAGCUCUAGCAAUGCACAAACACCUGCAUAGCUUGAAUAGAAUACGUCUAUCGGACUAGUUUGGCUACUCUGUAAAAUCUAGUGAACGCUAUCAGAGUUGCGAGCCCUCCUGCCCAGAUAGCUUCAAUAGGGACAAAUCCUCUCCUAGAUGGAUUUGUACCAAACCCCAUCGCAAGGCGAUAGUCUCUUGGAUAGAUAUCCACAUCCACGCUGUUCUUACGUCGUGCGGCGUAGCUCUUGCGAUAAAAGGGACCACACAGGACACCGACAAUGACUCCUCCCAAGAAACCUCCAGCAUGGGAUGCGUUACUGAUGCUAGCGUUUAGUAAACCAUAUACGAGAAUGAAGAUCAUGCCUCGAGCGACUCGGCUAGCUGCUCGCAUGUUUCCCAUCUUUACCAGAGAGGUAUACAUGAGACCGUAGAGCCCGCAUAUACCCCCGCUGGCACCCAGACAAAGCAUGUGUUCUGCACUUUCUAGAUUCAUAAGUGUAUGCCCAAAGUUCCCUGCCAUUACCGAAAGGAGAAAGGUCGUUAGAUACAACCCACGACCGAGCCCAGACUCCAACCAAGACGGAAGUCGCAAGAGAGCAUCCAUGUUGAGAAUCAAAUGAAGAAUGCCGCCGUGUAGAAAUCCCGCCGUUAAGUAUCGAUAUGGCUGUUGUCGUGAAAGUGCUACAGAAUGGGCAAAUCCUUUCGUCAAAGGGCCCAGAAUUGAGGAUCCCCAAGUUGCAUCGAAAACGAUUGAUACAGCUUGCUCUGGCCAGUAGGAAGGAUGACGUCGUCGAAUCAGGUCGACCGUUGUGUAAACUUGGUACGCAAACAUCGCAGCAUUCGCAGCGACCAAGGCAUUGCGCGCCGGUUGAGCUUGCCAAUCCUUGCCAACAAGUCGUCUUGCCUUUCUCCUAAUACGUACAGACCAUCUUCUGUCAUCGCCUUCCCAAUGUUCAGUCGGACUUUUCCCCCAAACAGUAUAUACACUCCUGACUUGCACAGGACGACCAGGUAGUGUUAUGAAGGCAUGACACAGUGUAGUGAGGUGCGCAAAACAUAUUAUAGCCACUAGUAGCCAUACGCCUCUAUUCCUUUGCCACCUUUUCCGAGUCCGCAGUUCCGGACCGUCCAUUGGAGGCUUCAACAUUCCUUGGAAACUAAGGUUGAUAGACUUUUGGCCCUCUGUAGUUGACUUCGCUACUUACAACUUUGCAUUCGGUUUCACAGCGUUCGCCCCUACAAUUCACCAAACGUUUACAAUACGGUCAUACAAUAGCUUACAGUCAUCCC